CUUUCUUGAGGGUUAUAAUUACUACAGGUGUGCUACUUUAUGGACUGACGUCUGGUUAUUGUCAGUACAUUGUACAGGUGAUGCUGGAAUGGGAUUUUAAUUUUUUUUUUUUUGAAAUGAACCAUGGAAACUUUACAUAAAACCGAUUUUAAUCGGGAGCCUCUGAUAUGCACAGAGUCCUCAGAAGUGCAUAAUAGAACAUCGUAAUCAUAUUUAAAGUAUCGUUAUUUUGGGACUUUGGGUAUUUUAUGUGUGUCCUCGCUGUCUUUAAAUCUAUUUAUCGUCUACGUAUCUUCUAAACCUCACGACAAUGAAAUGUGUCAUUUUGAAUUUAAAUGAUUUCCAUCUGAGUUACUGGCAUCCGUUCGCAAAAUAUCUUUAACACCAGUGGUCCACGUCUCUUCUGUUUGCUAUAAAGCUACGACUCGCGAUGCUGUGUUCACGCUGUCAGAGAAGAUAAUGUCUCCGAGGCCAACGUUGUGUUUCGCGAUAACUCUUACCAGUCACGAACGAUGAUGAUACUUUCAUAUUUAUCUCACAUUGGAACCAAAAACACACUGAUACCCCCUAACAAUGGUAUAUAGCAUUGUUGUGAUGGGGCUGUCUUCCAUAAAUUAUUGUAAGUUGUGUAGUAAGAAGAAAUAUAAGGAGUCGUGGUCUGAAAGCGUUGCUUUGGAGUCGGUGAGAUAACACAGCUGAAGAUGUUCGUCUUCCUGUUGAUCAAUCGUUUGGUCCAUUUCUUAACUCAGUAAGAAUUUAACUGUUUUUUUUUUGUUGUCUAGAAUUAAUUUCUGCUCAAUGAUUCUUGUACUGAGCUGACGUUGCAUUGGUUACUUCUCAGAUCACGUAGACACUGAAAUUCAUCAAUGAAUUAUUCGCCAGUGAGCUUGUAUUUAUGUUAUUGUUUCCUACUAAAAUCUUGCUUGAAAGGAAGCUUUUUAAGUGUUGGAGACACUGAGAAGUGGUUAAUAAAUAGGUCACGUCAUUAGACUUUGAAUUGUUGUCAGUGCUUGGUAACAAUACGUGUUUUCCAAGAUCCUCCUUGGUUAAAAGACAAUAGACAAUACAGUUAUAUUGACGAGUGUAACUGAAGUUGGAACACAGAGAAGAAAUUGUUUUGGAAUAAUUUAAUUAGAGAAGAAAUUAACGGAGUUUCUGACGCGAAAGAAGGUUUAAAAACUGUUGCCACAACGUCUCAUUGACAUGCAGGGGACCAUAAGGGUGAAGAUGGUAUCGCCAAGACUGAAGAAUGUAGUGAAGUGGAAAUUGUAAUAAAAAUGGUUACAAGGACAAGUUGAUUACUUUCUGAUUUGUUAAUAUCUUUCAGAGAUGUUUCUAAGAGAGUCGUAGAGAAGUAUCUGUCUUUGAUUUCAUUUCGCCACGUCUCUUAGUAAAAACUCUCCUAUCGUCUGCGGUUACAUAUUCUUCUUCUUAUUAUUCUUCUAAAUAUCUUGAGUAGGGGAACGAAGAAAAACAUUGACAUUUUUACAUUCUUGAACAUAACUGUCAGCGAAUGGGGGAGCCCAUUUUCGACCAUUGUGUGCUGUUUUUCCACUUGCAUAUAAGGCAGAAUUAUUUGUUGUGAGAUGAAAGAAUACUGCAGAAGUGAUUUAGAAGGGUUGACAUCAUGUAGGGAGGGUUUUAUGGUGCGGUAGUUACAAGCAAAUAUUGUGGUAGACUGCAUGAUUUAAAGUUCAUAAGCUAUUGCAAAGUGCCUGAUAAAGCCACAAUAUAAACUUUCUUGGUUAAAUUCUUUGUCGUAUUGUGUAGACGGAAAAUGAAGGAAAAGAAAUGUAACAGAAACUUUGGAAUAAAUACAGAAUGUUGAUACCUGAAAAUAAUUGCCGAUAACGUAGCAAUGUGUUCAUGAAAAUAAUAAGUGAACGUUUCUGACUUCGUCCUCGAUUGAUUUGAUUCUGUGUCACGCUCUUAUGGAAGCAAAUGAUAUAUUAAUUCUUUGAUUGAACUCCAUUUAUUCUGAAUUUGGCAACAUUCAAGUUCCUAGUUAGUUAAUUAUAUUCUUAAAAUCAUCGGCAGUGACCAAAUAUUGUUGUUUUUACGACAUUGAAGAGAAUAUUCCUCGACCAUAUUUGGAGUAAACUGAGCGAAAUAUUUAUGGAAUAUCGUACAGAAAACAGGUGGUCGAAGGAAGUUUUCUCGCUGAACAUGUGGGAAAUUUGGUAAAAAUUGUGAUCACAUCUGGUUGUCGUUGAACACUGUUAACAAUUCUUCAAGUGUUGGACGUAAAAUGGUGAUAGGUUAGGCCAAGGAUUUUAUAAUAAUUCCGUUCGCGAGUUUUUACGAGUGAACAGUUGGGUAUAAACUAAGCAUAUUUAGCUUAAUUCAAUACAUUUAAAAAGUUAAUAACAAAUCUGUUUCGGUACGUGUUUUGGAGUGAAAGUCCUGGAUGAAAUGAAAGAUUAUUUAUAAUAUUUCAGAGGAUUUGUCUCACGCCAAAAAUUAGCGAGUUUCUGUAAAGUGAUUGAAGAGUGUUGUGGAUUAUCUAGAAGGUAACUAACCAGAGGAAUAAUUAACGGAAUGUUGCGAAGUAUAUUUGAAUUAUAAUUUGCCGAAUAUUCUCAACUGUACAAUUUUAUAGUCUUUUCGAUUCUUCAACAAAUAUCUCAUAAGACAUUCCCAGAAACAGUCUGUAAAGUGCAAAUUAAGAAGUGAGUAGUGUGAAAUUCGAAGGCUUUGGCGUAAGCCUUGCGUUUAACAAGCGUCAUAUCGGAUAACUACAUCUGAAGCCAGACAGUUGUAUUCAAGCGUCACAGUCGACAUUCGGUGACUUUGGCGACUGCACAUCGAGGAGGAAGGUUCUUAAAAUGUUGGUGGAUAGGCAGUGUCGUGUUUAAAAAGGCCCGUUGCCGUGGCGACGGUGUGACAUGUCCACUGCCAAGCGUCUGGUCCUUUCCCUGCGGGGUCGGAAGCAGUCAUCACCGGGUGCAUUUAGCGGCGGUAACGGUGGAGGUGUGCUGCCCUGUGACCCGGGUUCGAGUUCGAGCAGUACGCGGCUGGUGAUAGGAGGCGGUGGAGUAUCCCGCUACGGCGGUGGGGCCCAGUGUUCUUCCCCGGGGGGCGGAGACCACCACCACCACCACCACACCAGCUUUUGCAGUAACCACGAGCUGGACGAGAUAGCCGUCGUCUCAACCAACGCCGAUCCCCUCCACGUUAAAUAUGGCAGUGGAACGCUGACUGCCGCCAAUGGUCCAAGGCUUGUCCCAGGGAUCAUAACUACUUCUGGGCGUAUGAUCGGGGAGCGGCUGAGUGCUUCUGGUACGCGUCUCAACACCUCCAGUCCGGUGCAGUCCGCCUACCACGGAAACAAAAGCAGCACGGAAAGCGUACCUCGCUCCAGCACCGGAGGACUCAAGUCUGUGUCUCGGCAGAGUCUCCUGGACAUCGUGAGCUGUCGACUCGGGGUCGGUCGAAACAAGCAGCAGCAGCACCACCAACAACAACAACAACACCACCAGAGAUAUUUCUCGUCGUCGCGGGACUCCCUCGCGGCUGCCUAUGUGAACCGGGCUGCUGCCGUCUCAUCUACCGCGUCCGAGCUGGACUUGAGCCGAAAGACUCGACGCCGAGACCUUAGGGGACGCCUCAAGCUGCCACCUACCGUCGCUUUAGCGUCCUCAGUCUGUGGUAACGAGCCGCCACUGAUUGGACACUGGGGACAUCGCGGUGCAUCGGGCGGUGGACCUGGUGGCACAGGACCCGAUUCGAGCAAUCAGAACGGUAAUUCCUGUGGCGGUGCCAAUGGUUACCACACUCGCCGGCUAGGCUACUAUCCUCGCUUCAGGGCCGGCGCGCCCAACUGGUCCUUCGUGUUUGACCCCGCGGGACGCCUCUGUUACUACUGGUCCAUGGUCGUGUCGCUUGCCUUCCUGUACAACUUCUGGGUCAUCAUCUACCGAUUCGCCUUCCAAGAAAUCAACGGUGAGACGAUAGUGGUGUGGUUCUGUCUUGAUUACCUCGCCGACUUCCUGUACCUAAUCGACAUCGUGUUCCACUUCAGAACGGGUUAUCUCGAAGACGGCGUUCUUCAGACAGACUCGACAAAGUUACGUAACCACUACAUGAACUCCACCACGUUCUACAUCGAUUGCCUCUGUCUUCUGCCGUUAGAUUUCCUAUAUCUUUCGAUAGGUUUUAAUUCUAUACUUCGUUCGUUUCGUCUUGUUAAAAUCUACAGGUUCUGGGCUUUCAUGGACCGUACAGAGAGACACACAAAUUAUCCGAAUCUCUUUAGAUCUACGAGUUUAAUACAUUAUUUGUUAGUGAUAUUCCACUGGAACGGUUGUUUGUAUCAUAUAAUAUACAAGAAUAACGGGUUUGGUAGUAAAAACUGGGUUUAUAGUGACAGUGAAACUGCAGACGUCGUGAAACAGUACCUGCAGAGUUAUUACUGGUGUACUUUGGCGCUGACCACGAUCGGAGACUUGCCUCGGCCGCGUAGCAAGUUCGAAUACCUUUUCGUCAUCGUCCAGCUGUUCUUCGGACUCCUCCUGUUCGCCACUGUACUGGGUCACGUGGCCAACAUCGUCACGAGCGUCAGCACGGCCCGCAAGGAGUUCCAGGGUGAGUACUCGAGACCCACUGGACGCACUAGCGAACAGUUUAAAUGUUAAUGUAAAUUUCAGUCGUUCUUAGAAUUAAGUUAUGUGUUAUAAAUUAGCUGAUGCAAUUGUUCUUAGUGAGAAAAUUGUUAGAAACGGAUUGUGAGAUUUGAGGUUUUCACAGCGAUGAGUAUGAAGAUUU
This is a messenger RNA of Zootermopsis nevadensis, 4764 nucleotides long. Lineage: Eukaryota; Metazoa; Arthropoda; Insecta; Blattodea; Termopsidae. The record is from RefSeq and is a predicted model, not a curated record.